UGAGGAAGUCAAGCUGCCGGUCCGCGUGGUUCGCGGGAACCUCGACGCGAUGAUGGUGCACUGCGCCGGGUGCGCGAGGCCCAUCCUGGACCGCUUCCUACUUAACGUGCUGGACCGCGCGUGGCACGCCGAGUGUGUGCAGUGCUGCGAGUGCAGCUGCAACCUGACCGAGAAGUGCUUCUCCAGGGAUGGCAAACUUUACUGCAAAAUUGACUUUUUCAGGCGUUUUGGCACGAAGUGUGCGGGCUGUUUUCAGGGCAUUUCACCCAGCGACCUGGUGCGCAAGGCGCGCAGCAAAGUGUUUCACUUGAACUGCUUCACGUGCAUGGUCUGCAACAAGCAGCUGUCCACGGGCGAGGAGCUCUACGUCAUCGACGAGAACAAGUUCGUGUGCAAGGAGGACUACGCGAGCGCGAGCGCCAUCAGAGAGGUCAAUCUGAACUCAGUGUCGUCGUGCACCGACCGCAGCCUGUCGCCCGACCUGCCCGAGCCAAACGCGGACGACCCGAAAGAGACGGACAAUUCCACGUGCUCGGACAAGGACACAAACGCGAACGAGGGCGAGGAGCAGAGCGCGUGCCAGAAGCGCCGCGGCCCGCGGACCACCAUCAAGGCCAAACAGCUGGAGACGCUCAAAGCGGCGUUCGUGGCCACGCCGAAACCUACACGCCACAUCCGCGAGCAGCUGGCUCAGGAGACCGGCCUCAACAUGCGGGUCAUUCAGGUGUGGUUUCAGAACAGACGGUCAAAGGAACGUAGGAUGAAGCAGCUCAGUGCCCUUGGCGCUCGGCGCCAUGCUUUUUUCAGAGGACCAAGGAGGAUGAGGCCGCUGGGUAGCAGACUUGACGAGCCUGAUCUCCUUGGCCCUGGGGGAUACGGCUACUAUGGAGAGUACCAGGGUGAUUACUAUGGCACAGGCGUCAACUACGACUUCUUCCCUCAUGGUCCACCCUCGUCUCAGGCUCAGUCUCCUGCCGAGGCUCCCUUCCUGCUCAGCUCGGGCUCCGGAGACGACCAGCGCUUCACAGACGUGAUGUCACACGAUGACACACCAAGCCCAGAGUUGCACCCGAAUGCACAGGGUGAAGGCGGAUUUGGGACAGGACCGAGUCCACCAUACCCACUGGCCAACAAUGCCAACUACAGUGGGCAAGAGAUGGGCGAAAAUACCGUAUGGUAGGGGUGGUUGGGGUUUCUGGACAGAUAAAUAGGGAGCAAAAUGGGAUGUGGUGCAGGACACAAGACUGGAAGUUUAGCACCAGAAACCCACCCAAUCCCUUAAGAAAUCCCACAAACCCCACUGGCUCUAUUUGCUCCGGUUUCCAGAGGCGCUCUUCUGAGCAGGAUGAAAAGAUGUUUCAAGGUCAUGGACAUGCAGGAAAACGAAACUGU
Messenger RNA from Ictalurus punctatus (channel catfish), 1392 nucleotides. RefSeq names its product LIM homeobox 5 (gene lhx5). Gene Ontology annotation, molecular function: RNA polymerase II transcription regulatory region sequence-specific DNA binding; DNA-binding transcription factor activity, RNA polymerase II-specific. The record is from RefSeq and is a predicted model, not a curated record. NCBI's taxonomy places the organism in Eukaryota, Metazoa, Chordata, Actinopteri, Siluriformes, Ictaluridae. The transcript is spliced from 5 exons. Gene Ontology annotation, cellular component: nucleus. The coding region runs from base 50 to 1180 and encodes 376 amino acids. Gene Ontology annotation, biological process: neuron differentiation; regulation of transcription by RNA polymerase II.